AUGAUUAAUGGCAGCAAAAGGACCCGAACUAUACAAGAGAUGAACACAUCAGUGGCCGCAGCCUUUCAGAUUAAUGGCAGCAAAAGGACCCGAACUAUACAAGAGAUGAACACAUCAGUGGCCGCAGCCUUUCAGAGUACGUGUCAUUCACUAUGUGUUGCAUUGAUUGAUGUCAUGUCUGUGAUGUGUUGUCCGUCAGGUUUGGCCGAAUUGUCUCAUCGCGAAUAUCAGGCCGGAGACUACGAGUCGGCCGAAAGGCAUUGUAUGCAACUGUGGCGUCAGGACCCCACCAACACUGGCGUCCUUCUGCUCCUCAGUUCCAUCCAUUUCCAGUGCCGAAGACUCAAAGAAUCGGCACACUUUAGUUCACUGGCGAUCAAACAGAACUCACUGUUAGCCGAAGCCUAUUCUAAUUUGGGAAACGUUUACAAAGAGAAGAGUCAAUUACAAGACGCGCUCGACAACUAUAGACACGCCGUUCGCCUAAAGCCAGACUUCAUCGACGGUUAUAUCAAUUUGGCCGCAGCUCUGGUGGCGGCGGGCGAUAUGGAGCAGGCGGUACAGGCAUAUGUCUCGGCUCUGCAAUACAAUCCCGAUUUAUAUUGCGUUAGAAGUGAUUUGGGAAACCUAUUGAAAGCUCUGUCACGUCUCGACGAGGCGAAGGCAUGCUAUCUAAAAGCGAUAGAGACGUGUCCAACGUUUGCGGUCGCGUGGAGUAAUCUCGGCUGUGUUUUUAACGCUCAGGGAGAAAUAUGGCUCGCCAUUCAUCACUUUGAAAAGGCGGUGGCUUUAGAUCCUAACUUCUUGGACGCGUACAUCAAUUUGGGAAAUGUCUUAAAAGAGGCCCGAAUUUUUGAUAGAGCAGUGGCUGCUUAUCUCCGAGCACUCAACUUGAGCUCAAACAACGCUGUAGUUCACGGCAAUCUCGCCUGUGUUUACUACGAACAAGGAUUAAUUGAUUUGGCGAUCGAUACGUAUAAGAGAGCGAUUGAACUUCAGGCUAAUUUUCCGGACGCGUAUUGCAAUCUCGCAAAUGCUCUUAAAGAGAAGGGUCAGGUGAAAGAGGCCGAGGAGUGCUAUAACACCGCCCUUAGACUCUGUCCAACACACGCCGAUUCGCUCAACAACUUGGCCAACAUUAAACGAGAACAAGGCUAUAUAGAAGAGGCAACCCGUUUAUACCUGAAAGCAUUGGAUGUGUUCCCCGAGUUCGCGGCCGCGCACUCGAAUCUGGCGUCUGUUUUGCAACAACAGGGAAAACUGAAUGAAGCGCUCCUUCACUACAAAGAGGCGAUCCGAAUAUCGUCGACGUUCGCCGACGCGUACUCUAAUAUGGGGAAUACACUCAAAGAGAUGGGUGACAUUCCCGGCGCUCUCCAGUGUUACACCAGAGCUAUACAGAUCAACCCGGCCUUCGCUGACGCCCACUCCAACUUAGCCUCUAUUCAUAAGGAUUCCGGUAAUAUUCCCGAAGCGAUCGAUUCCUAUCGAACGGCACUCAAGUUAAAGCCCGACUUCCCGGACGCGUAUUGCAAUUUAGCGCAUUGUCUGCAAAUCAUCUGCGAUUGGACUGACUAUGACUCGCGUAUGAAAAAAUUGGUGACCACUGUCUCCGAACAGCUCGAGAAGAAUCGUUUACCAUCAGUACAUCCGCACCACUCUAUGUUAUAUCCAUUGUCUCACGACACGCGCCGAGCGAUUGCUGCCCGACACGCGGCUCUGUGUCUGGAGAAGGUUCAGGUCCUCCAUAAGUCUCCGUAUACUUUCAAGAGGACAGUGACUGAACGCUUACGUAUUGGUUAUUUGAGUUCGGAUUUCGGAAACCAUCCGACGUCUCAUUUGAUGCAAAGCGUUCCCGGAAUGCACUCCAGAGACAAAGUGGAGGUUUUCUGUUACGCGCUGUCGGCCGACGACGGCACCACAUUUAGAGCUAAAAUAAGCUCAGGAGCCGAUCACUUCGUCGACUUGUCGUCCGUCACAUGCAAUGGCAAAGCGGCCGAUCGUAUACACGCCGAUGGCAUUCAUAUUCUCAUUAAUAUGAACGGUUACACCAAAGGCGCCAGAAAUGAAAUAUUCGCUUUAAGACCGGCACCCAUUCAGGCCAUGUGGUUGGGAUACCCGGGAACGAGUGGCGCAUCCUUUAUGGACUAUAUAAUCACGGAUGCGGUGACGUCGCCCAUAGAGUUGGCCUAUCAGUAUUCAGAGAAGUUGGCGUAUAUGCCCGACACGUUCUUCGUUGGCGAUCACAAACAAAUGUUUCCACAUCUCAUCGAAAGAGUCAUUUUAAUGGACUCUAAUAAGUUGGCCAUUGCUUUGGCGUCGGAUUCUAAUGACACGCCUCCGGACACGAUUGCGAUCGUAAACGCGACCGAUUUGUCGCCGAUUAUGGAAAAGGCAGACUUGAAAACGGUUCGAGAAGUGGCUGUUGUGACCACAAUUGCCACUUCUUUAGCUACUAUUCAUCCCGUGAUCUCUACUGAAAAAGUGGAAGUCGUGAAGACUGUGGUUGAAUUGCCGACAACACAACCUGUGCAGGCGAUGAUUACCAACGGACACGUCCAGACAUCAGUCAAUGGCAUUGUAGUCCAGAACGGACUCGCGACCACUCAAAUGAAUAAUAAAGCGGCCACUGGAGAGGAAGCGCCCAAAGCAAUAGUUGUGACAACACGUCAACAGUACGGUCUUCCCGAAGACGCGAUAGUAUUUUGCAAUUUCAAUCAACUCUACAAAAUAGAUCCGCAAACUCUGAGGACUUGGGUUAAUAUUCUAAAAAGAGUGCCAAACAGUGUGUUAUGGCUGUUGAGGUUUCCAUCUGUGGGUGAGACCAACAUUAGUCUCUCGGCUGCCAGUUAUGGACUUCCAUCCGGACGUAUAGUGUUCUCAAAUGUGGCCGCAAAAGAGGAGCACGUGAGGAGAGGCCAACUCGUGGACGUUUGCUUGGAUACGCCUCUAUGUAAUGGACACACCACUGGUAUGGAUGUUCUUUGGGCGGGAACUCCGAUGGUUACACUGCCCAGCGAUACACUGGCCUCGAGAGUGGCCUCAUCUCAGUUGACGUGUUUAGGAGUUCCCGAACUCAUAGCCAAGUCAUACGACGACUACGAGAAUAUUGCUGUCAAAUUGGGAACAGACAAACAAUAUUUGAAAGCGAUUCGAGCGAAGGUUUGGGCCCAAAAAUCUGAAUCUCCACUUUUCAAUGUCAGGACCUAUACCUCAAACUUGGAGAGACUCUACCAUAAGAUGUGGCAACAGUUCUGCGAGAAGGAGACACUCGAUCACGUCAUCGAUUGGACUCCAUCUGAUCCAUUCGGUGAUCUUAUUAAACGACCAAAGUGUUUGCAUCUGAAGAGGAAUGCCAUUCCAUACGGGUGUCAAUUGAGACAACUGUCGGACACAACUGGCGAUCGGACGGGCGGUGAAGACGGGAUCGCCUCGUGGUUCACGUCUACAGAAUCGGAUCAAUUGGAGGAACGAGUGGUGAAACGGCCGGUGAGUUAUCUUCCGGACCAUUUGGGACAGACGAGGAAAUGGAUCAAACAGAAGCCGUGGUGGAGAUACAAGUACUUCAUUAAUGUCAACCCAUUGGACAACAAGAAGAGCGAAUGGACGCAAACGCCUGAAUACCCGCCAUUAGGCGACGCCUCCAAAGAUGGACAGAACAAAGACAUACGACUCGAAUGGUAUGACGCCAUCCGAAGACUGCCGUCCGCUCAGCAAAAGGAGUACGAGAUUUGCCGACAUUAUUAUCACUUGAGUUACAUCUUAGAGCCAGUGAUGCCUCAAUACAAUGCGCUGGCAUUGCAUCAGUUCAUCACCAGAACUCAUCUCAUCUCUGGUCACAUGCCUUCCUCUUACGACCAAAUGGACGUCAACUCCAUUCUCGACCCAAACCUAAAGCAAUCAAUUCUUGACUCAAUUUGUUUGCAUUUAUUUCAAACCAAUCAAAGAAAGCCGUCGUUUGAGUUCAAAACGGCUAACUUUUCAACGCUUGGAUUUCCUGAUCCCGAUCUUCGGGUAGAUUUAGCCAAACAGGAGGACACCAUUGAAGAUAUCAUUGGAAUUGUGCGAAGAGCUCUUCAGCCUAAAUAUCAACAUUUGUCUCAACUUCAGAUGGAUGUGAAUCCAUAUGUGGUGAGCAGUUGGUUUCACGGGGACUAUCCGACGCCUUUCAUCAAAAAGAAAUGGUUCCCAAACGACACACACGACCAACAAUUCACAUAUAAGUCGACUCAUUCUUUCAAUAUGAGAGCCGAGAAGCCGUUACCGCCUGCCAUUUCUCUCGAAGACGACAUCUGUUUGAAAUCAGAAAUUCCUGAAUACAAAUAUCGUUUACUAAAUUUCGGAUAUCCUCUGCGGCGCCAAUCAUUGUCUACAUUACCGGGCUUUUGGAGCGACCGCUCAAAUGGAUCUUUUGAUGACGACCAACAAGUGUUGGACGGAAUGGCCAUCUCAUCAUCGUUUGCAUGGCUCCACAGUUUGGCCUCAAAUCUCGGAUUUUCUAUUUUUCAUGAAUUAACGUAUCCUUUGGUCACUCACGCCAUUAUAACCGACGGCCAGUUUUGGUCAUUCUAUGUCUAUCAACUCAAUACACACUGUUUUCAUAGCGAUAUCGAUAAUAAUGUGUUGCGUAAUGUCUGUUGGAGUUCCGGUGAGCUUAAGCUCUUUGACAGCUAUGAAAAUGGACAGCUUAUCGGUGUUAACGAUGAAGUCCUCAAACUAUUGAUCAAAUUUAUGGCUCGUGAGCCACAAGUGAGCGAUAACUGUGUUCUUCGGCCGUAUUUGAGUGAAGACCAGAGGGAGGAAAGGGAUAAAGAAGAACUGAGUUAUUCAUUGAGGAGAAAGUAUGGCAAUUAUCGCAAUCCAUGGUUUAUGGCUCGUGAGCCACAAGUGAGCGAUAACUGUGUUCUUCGGCCGUAUUUGAGUGAAGACCAGAGGGAGGAAAGGGAUAAAGAAGAACUGAGUUAUUCAUUGAGGAGAAAGUAUGGCAAUUAUCGCAAUCCAUGGGUACAGACGCGUCAAAGAGUGCACUUAUGGGAGAAGAUAUAUAAGUACCACAAAGAUGCCACUCCUAUACCUCACAUCAGAACCCGACCCAAAAUCACGUUCAAAUAUCCGCCUGAAUCGAAGAUCCAUUUCCUGCUCUGUCUUAGCACCGGAUACGUCGCUAUGAGUGCCCAAAACGAGACACGGCUUACCUUUCAAUCGGAUGUUCGACAGAACAGUUUUGAGCGUUUCUUUGGCGAGUCUCAGCUCAUCCUCUUUGGCCGACGAGUUGACCACAAAAAGGAUAGCAUUCUUUCCCAAAAAUUCUGUACUCUUCCGGAACCGCCCAACUCUUUAAUGCUGACGACUGUGCCUUUGAUCGGAAGGGUCUUUAUGUUGAAGCCAUUGGUGGGCUCGAUGUUAGCCGUCGUCUCUCCCACCAGAUGUGCCAAUAGAGAAUAA
Medioppia subpectinata is the source of this 5445-nucleotide messenger RNA. The record is from the annotation of a GenBank genome assembly. Lineage: Eukaryota; Metazoa; Arthropoda; Arachnida; Sarcoptiformes; Oppiidae.